Molecule: messenger RNA, 483 nt
Organism: Bipolaris zeicola 26-R-13
Lineage: Eukaryota; Fungi; Ascomycota; Dothideomycetes; Pleosporales; Pleosporaceae
Exons: 2
Coding region: 1-483 (160 amino acids)
Source: RefSeq, a predicted model, not a curated record
AUGCGCUCUUACAUCUUCAUGGUCCUCGCGGCCCUCUUCGCACUUGCUUGUGCAGUACCAAUCACACCAUCAGCACCUCGACUUCAAAAACGGGCUGAGCAAUACCGACUACAGGGGCUGGCAGAGUUCCAAAUUGCUGAGCGCCUUUCAUCUUCAGCGUCGUCAUUUGGCGUUGAUCCUUGGCGGGCCCGUCUCAACAAGAAGUUGCACGCACUUCUGGAUGCUCCAUCAAUAGAUGAAGAGGGAAAGAUCACAAUCGAGGAGGUAGAAGACUUCUCUGGCGAUAUCGCACCUGGUACUCUGGAAGCGCCCUCAGCCCUUCCCAAGGCCUUGAAGGAAGCCAGUAUGUAUGACAGGCUAUGUGCGAUGUUCCACCGCGCAGAGAGCAGUUUUGGGUAUGAGGGCAAGGAGUUGGAACUGCGUCGACCUGAAGGAGUCCAAAACUGGAAGCAGUCUUUUGGAAGUUUCCGCCGUCGCCAUUAG